AACAAAGAGGAUUUGAGAGAGGGAAAAAUUUACGAUUUUUCAGCGGUGAAGUGGUGGACACAAACGACCCUUCGUCGCUACGCUUAUCUCACCAUCCUUAUUAUCAGUAUUGUCGAUCGGUGGAAAUCUGGCAUUUUGUCAAAAGUAACUGUUGUCAUCUGUCAUUAUCUGUUGGAGCGCGGCAAUAUGCGGACCUCCACUCUAAGCGCAUGCUGUUGCCUCCUGUUGCUCGGUGUCACUCUCGUGGCUGAGCCCGCCAGUGCUCAACGGCAAAAAGUCUCUGGAAAGAAGGCCACAACAGAGAAUCCGGCUUACGACGAUUACGAAGAGUACGAUCAGGGAGGAGAUGCGGCAGCUGAUGGUGCCAAUGACAAGGUGGCUGCCAGUGCAGGUCCUAAAAGCACUUCGGCCUCCCCAGACAAGGCUGACAGCGAUGACUCCGCAGGAGCUCAUGGCCUUCUUAAACAUAGGUUACGUCUGAAAAACCGCCCUUCGCCACACCCAGCUGUUCGGCCCAAACCUACGUUACCCAGUUUCAUCAAGCAUCCAGCAAAUAUUGAGGACCUAGGACACGAAAAACCACAUGUACAAAAACCUACGGAAGCCCCACUUCCUCGACCAAAAGCUACAAGUGCUAAGCCGCACAGAUUCAGUAGUACACUGCGGAAAAAGCAGACUCCUGCUCCUGCUAAGGACGACGCUGACUAUGAAUAUGAUGAUGAGCCCGCCGAAAAGCAAGCUGCCACUUCUGCAGGCACGAAAAAGCCUCAAAGACCUCGCAGACUUUAAUAAAACACACAGAACAGUUACAGAAUAAAUUUAGCCAGUUUGACGAAGAUUUCCCGAGAGGAAACUAUGCUUGAUGUAAGAAGCCCAUAUAUAUAUAUACAACUAGCAUCAAUGCGCCAUGCUGUACUAAAGAAUUGCGAACGUCAAUCUUGUGAAAUAAUAUAAUAAUAAAAUAUAUAUGGAUAAAGAACCCACAC
This is a messenger RNA of Varroa destructor (honeybee mite), 986 nucleotides long. RefSeq lists its product as uncharacterized. NCBI's taxonomy places the organism in Eukaryota, Metazoa, Arthropoda, Arachnida, Mesostigmata, Varroidae. The record is from RefSeq and is a predicted model, not a curated record.